Molecule: messenger RNA, 2103 nt
Organism: Betta splendens (Siamese fighting fish)
Lineage: Eukaryota; Metazoa; Chordata; Actinopteri; Anabantiformes; Osphronemidae
Product: tumor necrosis factor receptor superfamily member 12A
Exons: 5
Coding region: 656-1021 (121 amino acids)
Biological process (GO): positive regulation of apoptotic process
Cellular component (GO): plasma membrane
Molecular function (GO): protein binding
Source: RefSeq, a predicted model, not a curated record
CCAGGAGCCUGGAAACAAGCGUUCCACGCAAGCGAGCGCAAACCGAACCGUCGCGGCGUCCGAGCGGAGAGACGCACGCCUUGCUCAAAGGCCGCGGCAGCGGGGAGCAUGUCAUCUGGCUCGAGCUCGGUUGCUGUUUCUCCCUUUCUCUGUGUAUGAGACCCGGGCUCAUGCCAGAGAGUUGUGUUUUUUGGCAGCGAGGAGGGGAUGACGUCGACAGGCGUGGUAAUAACAAUGAGAACACUAUUAAGUCCAGACUACACAGACCCUCUUGGUAAAAAAAAUAAAAUAUGCGGAUAAAAAAUAUAAGACAAAACUCAGGGUGUGGUCGUGACAUGUGAAGUGUAUGUAGAGGGGCGUUCAUACCUGGAGAUUGAUUCUACUUUGAUGUCGGGGUGAAGGCGCACUGGAGUUUCCUGUGAGUCUGGGGGGCGCGCGCACAGAGAACCCGAGCAGUACAGUACAUAGGAAAUGACUCAUAGGAGCUGAACUGCGAGCGUGGGUGUGUGCGCUAUUAAAACAAGGCGCAGACUCCUCGGGGUGACUCACUCUGAUGCUCGCUUUUCCACGCCGAAAACCCAGCGCCGACUGUUAAUCAGAUGAACUUUCGGGAAUCGCGCAGCCGACAGCGAGCAGCUCGUGACCCGCGGACGCCAUGGCUUCGAACGCUCUGUGCGCGAUAUGUGGACUUAUUAUAGCGGCCGUGGCCAAUUUCCACGUCGUGGGCGCACAAAAAAGUCAGUGUGACAGCUCGGAGUUCUGGAACGCGGACCUGGACGUUUGCGUGGCGUGCGCGUCGUGCAAGCAGUACCCGAAGACGCCUUCGUGCAACACAUGUAAACACGUGGAGGACUCGACCGACGUGUGGAAGCUGGCGGCCAUCACCAGCUUCUCGGUGCUGGCCGUCGUGCUGGUCGGCGCCGCUUUGAUCAUCGGGGUCAUGGUGCACCGACGCAAGUCUCACAAACGACCUCUACGUGAACCCAUUGAAGAGACUGCGGGGCCACUUUAUCAAGCUUAAACGUAUCACCUCAUCUUCCUUUGGAAACAGAUGUGACAGCAUCGACGGGCGACUGGUUGGGAGCCGGACCGUGAAAACCUCUGGACCAGGAUCUGAAGACUGCGACUGCAGGGUCGGGGUCUCCUGAGCAGAAAUGGACCAUCUUAACUUAUGAGACUGUGGAGAGAUCCGUUCUCAAAGCUUAGUGCCGGUCCCACCGUGACCACGACUCUCAAGCAGCACCCCUCACACCUCUGUAUGAGUAGCAACAUGGCGCAUAGAGGCUCUAUCAGUGCCUUUAGUUUAUACUUAGGUCGGAUGUAAAAGGCUUGGAUUCAUCCACGCAGCACAUGGAACUAGAACCCGUGCUCCACUGAAUGUAACACAGCCCCUGACCCCCCGCUGGGCUGCAGACCGACCCCCCCCCCUCAUUCCACGGCACCCGUCCGGCACAUCCAGCCGUUUGAAUGUAGCUCCCUUCAGGUGAACUGUCUCCCAGCGUUUGCCCCCUGCUGUACCUCCAUGUUCCCAGCAGCCUGACGAAAGGGGGCAGCGACCCCCGGGACAGCGUACCGCUUGUUUGGGCGUCAUUAACCCCAAGGAGACGCCCAGGUUUGACACUAACCAGCGCGUUAGAAUGUACUGUAGCCGGGAAGCGUCACGCCUGCAGUGUUUUCGGCGAACAGUCGGCGAGGGUGUAGUUUUAUAGCAGAUCAAACCUUUAUUAAUCUCUAAUCAUCGCGCAGUAAGUUGUUGCAGAGAAACAGUCGUCGGUCACUGAGGGCAAACUCACAGAAACGUGGACUCAAAAUAGAUAGCCGUCUAUUUUUCUUUCUUAGAUGUUUAUAUUAUUUAUUUGAAGCAUCCUGCAGUGAUGUUGUUUCUAACUGCAGGGUACCAGCACAUUGUAAAGGGAGGUGAACGAUCCCCACCAGGCCAGUGAAUGACGUCACUGAGCACCAGCUAACACCCUCUGCUUCCUCCUCCUGCUUCCUACCUGUAUAUACUGUACAUGCACUGGCCUCUUUAUCCCAACGCAGCCGUAUAAACCGCUCGUGUAGCAAAUGUAUUUUCACAAUAAAACUGACAACUUUGAUUAGUAA